Mercenaria mercenaria is the source of this 672-nucleotide messenger RNA. RefSeq lists its product as uncharacterized. Gene Ontology annotation, molecular function: nucleic acid binding. Lineage: Eukaryota; Metazoa; Mollusca; Bivalvia; Venerida; Veneridae. The transcript is spliced from 3 exons. The record is from RefSeq and is a predicted model, not a curated record. The coding region runs from base 1 to 672 and encodes 223 amino acids. Gene Ontology annotation, biological process: DNA integration.
AUGGUUCUUAUGAAACAGAGACUCAGAUCAAAACUAUGGAGGCCAGGAAUGGACAAAGAUAUUGAAAAGUUCUGUAAGGAGUGUUACAGUUGUCAGCUUGUUGGUCAGAGUCAGAAGUCUGAACCAAUGAAAAGGCGUGAAUUACCAUCACAACCUUGGGAACAUUUGAGUGCAGAUUUCCUAGGUCCAUUGCCAUCGGGACAUAAUCUUCUGGUCAUUGUGGACUACUACUCGAGAUGGGUUGAAAUAUUUGUACUGAAAACUAUUACAUCGUAUAAGAUAAUCCAGUGUUUCAAGCGAUUGUUUGCAGUACAUGGUCUGCCUAUUGCGAUUCAGACUGACAACGCACAAAAUUUCAACAGCAGGGAGCUGAACAAAUUAGAUUCAAGCGACGCUCAUGAUCAAAAUAAGUCUGUUAAGUCUAGUUCUCAGUUAGAAACAAGUUUCAGUGAAGAAAAUAUUGAAAGUUCAUUUGAAAAUGUUGAAAAUUCACAUGAAAAUGGAGAAAACUCAGAUUCAGUAAUUUCUGGAGAAAGGGAGUUACUUGGACCUGUAAGAGUGAAGAGUGCGAGUCUUGUUUUACAUGGUACCAUGCCGUUUGCCAAAAUAUCACUGAUAGCAUGUAUGACUGACUGGGAAAUGACUCGAGCAUGGGGGUUUAGAAAUGCCUAA